Messenger RNA from Magnusiomyces paraingens, 4089 nucleotides. RefSeq lists its product as uncharacterized. Gene Ontology annotation, molecular function: protein binding; structural constituent of nuclear pore. NCBI's taxonomy places the organism in Eukaryota, Fungi, Ascomycota, Dipodascomycetes, Dipodascales, Dipodascaceae. The transcript has 3 exons. Gene Ontology annotation, biological process: protein localization to nuclear inner membrane; RNA export from nucleus; transcription-dependent tethering of RNA polymerase II gene DNA at nuclear periphery. Gene Ontology annotation, cellular component: nuclear pore; nuclear pore inner ring. The record is from RefSeq and is a predicted model, not a curated record. The coding region runs from base 1 to 4089 and encodes 1362 amino acids.
AUGACGCAGAUUCACCAAGCGCCACCUUUUCUUGCUCAGACCCAGCCAAAGGGACCGUUCUAUACAAUGGCCCGACUUCCUGGGGCUGCAGGAACUGCUGCAGAUACACUGCCUCUUGGAACCAUCCGCACUUCCGACCUCAAGAAAACUACUGACCCGCUCGCCUUGGCUUCAACCCUUGUCGAUGCCUACAUCAACAAAGAUGCAAAGUAUCCAGAAAUUGGCCAGAUGUCGCUUCAAUCCACAUGGUCACAGUACCUUUACUUUGAAUCCGCACUUCUACUUGGACCCUUUUCCCCAUUCACACGUAUUGAAACGAUCAACAUCCCAGACUCGGUUUACGAGCGUUAUAACCAAACAAAAUGCAAAACCCAAAUGGGACUUUUUGCGGAAAUUGACCGUGUAUGGAUCACUGUCGAUAACCGCCUUUAUUUUUGGAACUACCGCACAGGAGGCGACCUCCACACAUUUGACGAAAUGGAUACCACCAUCAUUUCUGUCGCUCUCGUUCCUCCUAAAAAGGGUCUUUUUAUCGACUCCAUUUCCCAUCUUCUCGUUCUCGUCACUCUCUCCGACCUUUACAUUGUCGCUCUUUCUCACAAUAAAGAAUCAAACUCUAUCGAGCUUUACGAAACAGGCAUGUCUGUUUCCGUAAAGGGCCUCGACGUCUCCCAAAUCGUCGCAAGUCCUAAAACCGGCCGCAUCUUUUUCACUGGAGACUCGGACGGAACUAACCUCUGGGAAAUCAUCUAUAGCAAUGUCGAGACCUGGUUUAAAGGUAAGUGCUCCAAAGUCUGCCACAGCCGCCAAUACCUACUCUCUUCUUUGGCCCCAUCUCUGCCAAACUCGGAAAUCAUCAAGUUAGAAAAACUCCCCGUCAUUGGCAACUUUGUCAAGAACCACGAGCCUGAGCGCAUUGUGUCCGUCGUCAUUGAUGAUUCUAGAAACCUCAUCUACACGCUCUCAACUCAGUCCUCAAUCCGCAUGUAUUACAUGGACCCUAAAAGCUCCACUGUUUCGCUUCUUUACACCUAUACUAGCAAGCAAAUUUCUUUCCACCUUAAAAUGAUCACCACCCAAGAUCAAACCUCUCCAGCUGGUUCCGCAUCCACAGCAAACCAUAGCAACCAGAAACUUUCUAUUGUCUCCAUAAAUGUCAUUUCCUCCACUGAAAGCUCUUCUCUUAACCUCGUAGCCAUCACUGCAACUGGCUCCCGCAUCUUUAUAAAAACAGACAACACAUCGGGAACUCGGCCACCAACAACAAUGCAGGCCAUCCAGCUGCGCUUCCCCCCAGUAUCAAACAAUGGUGCUCCAGCAAUUUCCGGACCAGCAACAACUCUCUCGCGAACUUUCCCCCCCGGAUACUUUUUUGCUGUGGUUCCAGCCGAAGAUAGCAAUAAGCUUUUUGUUGCAGCCCCAGAUUCAGGGAAAAUCAUCCACCAAAUGACUCCAGGCUCAAACACUCAAUACUUUGAAAACGCUUGCUACUUGGAAACAGAAGGCUUCAUCCAGGAUAUUGCUCUCGUCACCCCAUAUGCCCCCCUUGGCAAGCCCGGCUUUGGCAACGAGUCCCGCGCCCAGUACACAGUUGCAAACCCGCGAAUUGUCGUGCUCACAAAUACUGGUGUUCAUAUCUUUAGUCGCCGUUACCCAUACCAAAUCUUUGAAGAGCUGGGUCAAGACAUUCGCCCAUUCUUUGAGUUUUACGGCCGUGCUGAAACAUGUACUAGCGCUCUCAGCAUUGCCAGCCAGCCUGCGCUUUUUAGUCACACAGAGGCCGAGUUUGCUAGCAAGGUUUACAUUGAGCUUGGCGGGAAACCCCACGUUAAGGUUGACGACGAAAACACUUACUCGCUUUCAUCAACAACUUCAACUACAACCUCGACAUUGGCGAAUGCCCCCUCGUUUGCGCCGUUUUCCAGUCAGGUCGUCCCCGCAAGCAACAAUACCGAUCUCAUUAGACUUUCUGGCCGAUUCGACGGCCUUGCCACCUAUAUCUCGCGUAUCAUUUACACCAUUUGGAACCAAAACCUUUUCCAAACAAAGAAACAGACUCAAGCAGGAGCAAAACAUCCUAAAGCGUUUGCAAUUAAUUUUAGCAAAAAGUCGAUUGAAAAAACCCAAUUAACUCUCGUGCAGAUUGCAGAGUAUUUGGACAAAAAUAGAGCCUUUAUUGAUGGGCUUGGUGGGGAACCUACAAAUAACCUGACAGGAGGCCGUGCAGAGGAAAUUUCCCUACAGGCAGAACACCGCGGGCUCCAUGCUCUUGUCAAACUCAUUACGUCUAUGCGUGAAGGCCUUUCGUUUUUAUUGCUCCUUCUGGACGAGUCAGCUAAAGCCUCCGAUGGCUUGGAAUCUAUCACCACAUAUCUCCCACAACCAGUUCGAGACAAGCUGGAAACAGUCACCUUCAAGUCUUUCUUCACUACUUCUCAAGGUGUAGAGCUUGCACAUGAGCUCAUCACGUGCCUUGUAAACAGAAACGUUUCCGAAGGAGGGUCUGUGGACUCUAUCUCGGCGAUUUUGAAGGACCGUUGUGUGAGCUACUGCUCUGCAGACGACGUCAUUAUCUACAAGGCCCUGGAGUGUCUACAUAAGGCUGAGUCGCUUGACAUUGACUCGCGCAUGCAAAAGCUUAACGAAAGCUUGCGGUUGUUUCAAAAGGCGGCCGCCAGCAUCAACUUUGACGUCCUCAAGGACGCAGUCGACAUGUUUGUCAAGCUUAGAUUUUAUCCUGGCGCUGUCGAGCUAGCCCUUACAGCUGCACAACAUGAGGACCGAGGGAACGUGGCUGUUGGGUACUUGCACGACGACAAGCCCGAGCGCGACCCGCGCAAGGAGUACUAUGAGAAGCGGUUGCGUACUUAUGAGCUUAUUUUCAAGGUUCUUGAUGUGGCUGACGAGCGUGCCAAUCAGGAAAUUGCAAGCAAACCUGUUUUAGAGACCGAGCCUCAGCUGGCGGUUUACCCUGGAGGAAAUGACUGGUCUUCAGAAGUGUACUUGCGUAAUGAGGCCUAUGCAGUAUGCUAUGGCGCUCAGGAUGAAGUGUUUCAUUAUUGUUUUUACGACUGGUUUAUUUCUAAAGGUGUUAACGAGCGUCUGCUGGAAGUGGAUACACCUUAUAUUCAAUCAUACUUGGAAAUCAAGGCCAAGUCGGAUAUAAACAUUGCCAACCUGUUAUGGGUUUAUUACCAACGUCACCAAAACUAUUAUGCGGCUGCACAAGUGCUCUUUGUAUUGGCCAAGAGUAAUAAUUUUGAUUUGGAUCUGAACCAGCGAGUAGAGUACUUGUCGCGGGCACGCAGCUACUGUGGGUGCCCUUCGUUCCCCGAGGUGCGCCAAGAGGCGAUGCAGCUUGGAGUACAGAUCCAAGAGUACCUGGAUGUGGCGAUUAUCCAAGACGAGAUUUUAAAGCGAGUUAUUGAUGACCCCAAGUUUACGGAUGAAAACAAGCGGCUGGCAAUGGUAGAGUCACUAAGCAAGCAACUAUUAGAUGUCAGCACUCUGUUUAACAUGCACGCCUGGCCGCUGGAAUACUACGACAUUUGCAUUCAGAUCUUUAGUUCUGCGGACUUCCGGUCGACUGAGGAAAUCAAUAAUGCCUGGACAAAGCUCAUUGAAAGUGAGCACCGCAAAGCUAUUGAGGAAGACAAAACACAGCCCUAUGAGGUUAUUUCACAGGUGAUUCAACGCCUUGGCCAGCAGCUGAUGUUGUCAGAACUUGUAUUCCCAUCCGAAUUUCUUGUACAAAAACUAGAAGCGUAUGCUGUGGAACAUGGCCAAAGUGAUGGACCCUUGGGCUGGAUUGUUGAGACAUUUUUGAAUGCUGGACUAUCGUAUGAAAGCCUUUUUGUAAUUUUCCGUGACUUUGUUGAGCGUCGUGAGUAUCCCUUUGACGAGGCUCAAGGGUACCAGCAACUUGUACAAGAUGUGGUAUACUUACUUAACAAAUGGAUCAAGGAGACUCGUGCAUCUGAUAUGGCUGAAUACGUGGACGCUGGGUUCCUUAAACGGCUGGAAGAUACAGUGGGCAAAAAAGAUUUGGUCCGCGUGAGAUCAUAUGUGGAGAACCGGUUACGAAAGUAG